AUGUCGAGCAAAAGACACUCGAUUCUCCCGGCCAUUGACCGCAGUGGUCCCAAGCCACCAGUCAAUUUCUCAUCCUCGCUCACCAUAUCGGACAAUGCUAUUUUACAAGGCACCCAUUCCAUCACGAUGCAGUCCGAGACUGUAAUACAUCCUCGGUCGCGGUUCGAAUCCCACCUCGGCAGUGUACUCGUAGGACGACGGUGCAUCAUCCACGAACGAGCCCACAUCGGAGUGCGCCCUUCUGAUGUAGACACCGUCAAGCCUGGAGGCGUCGUGCUAGGAGACUACGUCGUUGUGGAAGUUGGAGCAGUGAUUGAAGCGGGCGAUACCGAGGUUGGCGAGGGGACGACCUUGCAGGUCGGGUGCAAGAUCGGCAGCGGCGCCAAAAUCGGAAGACACUGCACAAUCUCCCCCAAGACGGUUAUCCCACCGGGGGAGCAUCUACCGGAUUACACCGUCGCUUACUCGGAUGGCUUACGGCGAUUAGAUAACCGGGGCGUCACAGACAUGCGGAAGCUGGGGCUGGUAAAGCAGAUUGCUGUUUUGAAAAAGAUGAUACCCAGCAACCCGGACAAGUUCAAGUGA
This is a messenger RNA of Metarhizium album ARSEF 1941, 585 nucleotides long. RefSeq names its product transferase hexapeptide domain protein. Gene Ontology annotation, cellular component: dynactin complex. Lineage: Eukaryota; Fungi; Ascomycota; Sordariomycetes; Hypocreales; Clavicipitaceae. The record is from RefSeq and is a predicted model, not a curated record. The transcript has a single exon. Gene Ontology annotation, molecular function: dynein complex binding. Gene Ontology annotation, biological process: mitotic spindle organization. The coding region runs from base 1 to 585 and encodes 194 amino acids.